UAACAAGUAUUUUCAAUUUUCCAUUGCAUAGUGUCUUAUUCUCUGACAUAUUCAACACGCUGCGUUUCAAGCCACGCGAUCAUUCAAGUAAGGUAUUCUCUGUCGAAAUUCCAGCUUCAUUUAAUGGAAUUUAGCAUAGCUGACAAUUUUUUAAUGUUAAUGUUAUGGUGAGCAAUGCAGAUAACAGGAAGAGGACUCUGGUGGGCUUUUGAUUUUCCGUAAUUAAUUUGAUGGAAUCUUCUAACCAGUUCCAUGAAUCAUUUAGGCAAGGUCUUAUAGUUGGAUAUCUUUUUUCUGCAACUUUUGUCAUAGUCUUUUAUAUGUCCUAUUGUCUACCUUCACAACUUGUCAAGAGGAGGAAAAGCAUGACGCCGCAGAUCACUAAGUUAUUGGAAAGAUUGACUUCCACAUUGAGCUUGGAAGAGCUCCAUGAUGCUACAGACUGUUUUGCUAUAGACAAUGUCAUUGGAAUGGGGAAGAUGGGAAUAAUGUACGAGGGAAGGCUCCCUAAUGGUCAAUUACUAGCUAUUAAGAGACCUUUCUAUUCUCAACUGUUUAAGAGGCAGUUCCUUUCAGAAAUAAUGGUUCUGAGUAAGUACACACACACAAAUAUAGUGCCCCUGUUUGGCUUCUGCAACGAAGGAAAGGAAAAGAUUUUGGUAUACCAAUACAUGUCAAAUGGAAGACUUUCCAAGUGGUUGGAUCCUUUAGAAAGUGAAGUUGUGAGGUUGAAAUGGCCACAAAGGUUCAACAUUGCACUUGGGAUGGCAAGAGGGUUAGCAUGGCUCCAUCAUUGCUGUGACUUACACAUAGUGCAUCUUAAUCUAUGCUCUCAGUGCAUAUUACUAGAUGAUAAUUUUGAACCCAAAAUAUCUAAUUUUGGAGAAGCCAAAUUCAUGAAUCCCAACACAGAGAAUGAUGUUGGCAUGGUGUUUAAAGUAAGUGAUGGGAAGAAGGAUGUCUAUGACUUCGGAAGUGUUCUUUUUGAGCUUAUUACAGGGAAAUCAUAUAAUGAACUGUCUCUUUCAUCCAGCAUUGCUAACCUCUCUGGUAACCCUUCAAAUUUUUAUGAUGCUAUUGAUAAAUCUCUGAUUGGGGAAGGAUUUGAAAAUCAAGUGUGUGCCCUCCUCAAAGUUGCUUGUGAGUGUGUUCAGGCUUUACCAGAUCAAAGGCCAACUAUGCUUGAAGUUUACAACAAUGUGAGCAAUAUGAGGAAGGGACAACGUGGAUCCAGUGAUGAUUCUGACCCACCCAGAAGAUCAGAAAUUGUUUCUAUUACCAGUAGAGUCGAAAUUAUCGAGUUAUAA
Molecule: messenger RNA, 1307 nt
Organism: Abrus precatorius (Indian licorice)
Lineage: Eukaryota; Viridiplantae; Streptophyta; Magnoliopsida; Fabales; Fabaceae
Product: probably inactive leucine-rich repeat receptor-like protein kinase At5g48380
Exons: 2
Coding region: 231-1307 (358 amino acids)
Biological process (GO): protein phosphorylation
Molecular function (GO): ATP binding; protein kinase activity
Source: RefSeq, a predicted model, not a curated record